GCGAUAUUUCAGUUUGAAGUAAGUAUACGAGCAAGUCUGGCGUAUAAUUUUUCUUUUGUGCUAAGAUCAAGGUGAUCCCCUGAGAAAUCGUUGUGGUGGAAAAUAAGUAGAAUGUCUGCCAACGUUCCAGAUCAAUUAUUAGAUGUAGUCUGCUUGUUACAAACUGUAGCUCGACAAAAUGUCCAAAAGCCACAAUUUGAAAAUUUGCAAGAACCGGAACCAGUGGAAGCACCACUGACCAGGCCAAAUAAAAAAAGACGUUUAGAAAAAUCAUACGCGAUUUCCAACCCAUUUGCGGCCACAAAAGAAUCGGAAAACCCGCUCAGAGACCAGUACUUUGAGGCGGUAAAGUUCGCAUCGAAGUUACGGAAAAGGGCACGUAUGGAAACAUUCAAUCCUUUUCACCAGAAAUGCGCCUCAUAUUUGAUCAACAUCUUCUACCGAAUUCCGUUACACAAAUUAAAAGAAGCUGUCGAAUACGCUCAAACGCAGGUGAAUAUUUCAUUGUUGAAUUAUGCUCUUUCGGUAGCACUUCUCCAUCGUGAUGAUGCGGUCGAAGCCAAUAUCCAACUGCCGUCUCAUCUAACUACAGAGCCUGGAAUGUACUCCGAUAUGGAAAAAGUUAGAGAUAACAUGUCCAAUCCAAAAGCAAACCAAGUUAUGGCUAGCGAAGUUCCAAAGAGAUAUGUAGACAUGACUAACAAUUUCACCGCCACCAAUCUUGAUCCCGAAAACAAAGUAGCCUACUUCAGAGAAGACAUUGGACUAAGUUUGCAUCAUCGUCACUGGCAUGAAGUUUAUCCUUUUGAGGCAGGCGAUUUCAUUGCGAAAAAAAAUCGCCGAGGGGAAUUGUUCUAUUACAUGCACCAACAGGCUGUAGCCAGAUACAAUUUUGAUAGAUUCAGCAACGGUUUACCUCGAGUUGAACCGUUUGAAAAUUUCAGGGAACCCAUAAAGGAAGCUUAUUUCCCCAAAUUGAACCAAACGGCUAGAUCCACCUUAUUUAGUUCCAGACCAGCAAAUUGCAAGUGGCAUAAUCUUCACAGAGGAGAUUUUUAUAUCAAAAUUUCCACCAUGGAUCGUUGGAGGGACAGGAUUUUCGAUGCUAUUGAUCGAGGAUACGCAUAUGCCAUAGAUCCACAUACCAAGAAGGAGAUCAUAAAGAAAAUAGACGAAGAAACUGGAAUCAAUGAAUUAGCAAACACUAUUGAAGCUGCAGAAAGUUUAAGUUGGAAUUAUCGAUACUACGGUAAUUUUCACAACACAGGGCAUUUAUUAUUUUCAUAUGUGCACGAUCCGGAUCACAGAUUCCAGGAAGAGAGCGGUGUUAUGUCUGCUUCUGAGGCUGCUAUGAGGGAUCCUCUAUUUUAUCGUUGGCACGCAUUCGUAGAUGACAUUUUUCAACGCUAUAAAAGAACUCUUCCACCUUACACCAUUGAACAGAGACAAUUUAAAGGUAUCGAAAUCAACGACGUAAAAAUUCGAUACCAAGAGCCCAUGCCAGACAAUGAUGAUGACGAUGAAGUGGAUCAUUGUAAUAUGAGCAAUGUCCUCAGAACAUACUGGGAAAAAGAUGCGGUUGAUAUUACUCAAGGUUUGCUCAAACAAGAUGUGAAUGAAACAAAUGAACGUGUCUACGCAGUUUUUACCCAUUUACAACAUAGAGAUUUUGAAUACAAAAUCGAAGUUAAAAACACCCUCCACCACGAUGUGAUUGGAACUGUGAGAAUUUUCUUGGCUCCGCAUGCAGAUGAAAGUGGAUCUCAAGAUACUUUUAAUGGUCAACGAAGAAUGUUCAUUGAAAUGGACAAGUUUACAGCCAAUCUGCCUGCCGAAGAAAUUACCAAUAUCAAGCGUAAAUCCGUCGAAUCGUCGGUGACAAUUCCAUUCGAAAAGACUUUCAUGACUUUAUCUGAUGUCCAACAACUGGUGAAAAAUGAUGAGAAUAAACUUGACAAAGACUGGAUUAAAGCGCAGAACGGGUACUGUGGCUGCGGUUGGCCGCAUCAUAUGUUGAUUGGAAAAGGAGUUCCUGGCAAAGGACUCGAGUGUGAUUUGUUCGUAAUGAUAACGAAUUACGAAGACGAUCGAGUUGAUGAAAGCCCACUACAUCAGGAAUGUUGCGACAAGUCAUCCCUCAGCUAUUGCGGAGUACGUAACAAGAAGUACCCAGACAAGAAACCCAUGGGAUUCCCAUUCGAUCGUACUAUCCCCAAUUUACACGCCACCAUAAACGAUUUCAUGACUGACAAACAAGAAGAUUUUGAAAGACAGAAAAAGGAAGAUCCUGGAAUGGAAAUGCCUCCUCGAUUAUCUAACAUGAUAGUUGUUCCAGUUCGAGUUAAACACGAAGAUGGCCCCCCUACAUGUGGCAAGACCUUGAAGGAUGCCGGAUUCAACGAAGAAAUUUACGUGUAAACAGUUUUACCUACAGUAGAAAAUUCGUUUCAAUUCAUGUAAUUUAAUUAAAUAUUUGCAACUAUC
Messenger RNA from Planococcus citri (citrus mealybug), 2484 nucleotides. RefSeq names its product phenoloxidase 1-like. Lineage: Eukaryota; Metazoa; Arthropoda; Insecta; Hemiptera; Pseudococcidae. The transcript has 13 exons. Bases 112 to 2418 code for a protein of 768 amino acids. The record is from RefSeq and is a predicted model, not a curated record. Gene Ontology annotation, molecular function: oxidoreductase activity.